Messenger RNA from Manis javanica (Malayan pangolin), 2350 nucleotides. RefSeq names its product ubiquitin specific peptidase 51 (gene USP51). Gene Ontology annotation, biological process: protein deubiquitination. Lineage: Eukaryota; Metazoa; Chordata; Mammalia; Pholidota; Manidae. Gene Ontology annotation, molecular function: cysteine-type deubiquitinase activity; zinc ion binding. The record is from RefSeq and is a predicted model, not a curated record.
AUGGCCCAAGUUCCGGAAGCUUCCGUGGUCUCCAGGUCUUUGGUCGGCUGGAGCUCACAUGGGGGAGGAGCUUCGCCCUCGGAGGCGGCUAAGAAGGCCGGGGAAAUGAAGAAGGAGACGGUGGGGGCGGCGAUGGCGUGUUCAGGCCAGGGAGCUGAGAUGAAGCUGGAGCCAUUACAGGAGCGUAAGCGCGCAUCUGAGGAGAACUUCAAGUGGAGUGGGAGCAGCAGCGGCGGCAACGAGAAGGUGCUCCUUUCAACACUCCCUCGCGGUUUCAGCACAUCCUCGUCCCUUUGCCUGCGCCGCAAGUCCCGCCGUCGGCUCCAGCCCCGGGCCCGGUCCAGAAGCCCGCCCAGGCCAAGGGCCCCACCCUCGCCUCCAGUCCAUCCUCCCCUUCUGCCUCCGCCCCAGCCUCCCUGGCGAAGAUCUCGGCGUAGAUCCCGGCCUGGAUCCAGGCUCCAGACCCGGCAAAGCUGUUCUGGUGACCCAGACAGCUCUGGGGAUCGAGGUGGCUUAGGGGAGUGGUUGCUGGAAGUGGAGUUUGGGCAGGGUCCCAGAGGCUGCUCUCAUGUGGAGAGCUGUAAAGUAGCUAAGAACUGGCAGAAGAACCCGUGGUUGAUCUAUCAGCGUUUCAUUUGGAGUAGGAUCCCUGAGACUAGGAAGUGUAAAGCAAAGUCGUGCAUCUGUCAUGUAUGUAGUUCCCAGAUGAACAGACUCCACUCUUGUCUCUCUUGUGUCUUUUUUGGCUGCUUGACUGAGAAACAUAUUCACAAACAUGCAGAAACGAAACAGCACAAUUUAGCUGUAGACCUCUGUCAUGGAGUUAUAUAUUGCUUCAUGUGUAAGGAUUACGUAUAUGACAAAGACAUAGAACAGACUGCCAAGGAAGCAAAAGAGAAAAUUUUGGAAUUAUUAACAUCCACCUCAACAGAUGUUUCCCAACAACAGUGUCUGACAUCGGGUGAAGAGACGCAAUCAACCUGUGAGUCAAAGGAACAGGCUAAAAUGGUGAAACCCAAGAAAAAAAGGAGAAAAAAGUCAGUUUAUACUGUAGGCCUCAGCGGGCUACUCAGUCUUGGGAACACCUGCUUUAUGAAUUGUAUUGUCCAAGCACUUACCCAUAUUCCUCUACUGAAAGACUUCUUCUCUGACAAGCACAAAUGCAUAAUGACAAGUCCCAGCUUAUGUCUUGUCUGUGAAAUGUCUUCACUUUUUCAUGCUAUGUACUCUGAAAGCUGAACUCCUCACAUUCCUUAUAAGUUACUGCACCUGAUAUGGAUUCAUGCAGAACACUUAGCAGGGUACAGGCAGCAAGAUGCCCACGAGUUCCUUAUUGCAAUAUUAGAUGUGCUGUGUAAUCACAGCAAAGAUGAAUGUGAUGGGCAGGAAUUCAGUAACCCCAACUGCUGUAAUGGCAUCAUAGACCAAAUCUUUACAGGUGGCUUGCAGUCAGGUGUCACAUGUCAGACUUACCAUAGUGUCUCCACCACAAUAGACCUCUGGGACAUCAGUUUGGAUUUGCCUGGCUCUUGUGCCACAUUCAGUUCCCAGAGUCCAGAGAGGGGUGACAGCAUGUUGAAUAGGGAUGGCCACAUACCAGGAAUUCCCUCACUCACAGACUGCCUACAGUGCUUUACAAGGCCAGAGCACCUCAGUAAUGCCAAAAUCAAAUGCAGUAGUUGCCAAAGCUACCAAGAAUCUACCAAACAGCUCACAAUGAAGAAAUUACCUAUUGUGGCCUGUUUUCAUCUCAAACGAUUUGACCCUGUAGGCAAACAGAGGUGAAAGAUUAAUUUUAUCUCCUUUUCCUUGGAAAUGGACAUGACUCCAUUCUUGGCCUCCACUAAAGAGCACAGAAUGAAAGAAGUCCAGCCACCAACAGAUUGUACACCCAAUCAGAAUAAGUAUUCCUUGUUUGCAGUGAUUAAUCACCAUGGUACUUUGGAAAGUGAACACGACACAAGCUUUAUCCGGCAACAAAAGGACCGAUGUUUCAGCUGUGAGGAUGCCAUCAUCCCCAAGGCUGCCAUUGAGAACUUACUCUACAGUUAAGGGUAUUUACUGUUCUAGCACAAGCAGGAUAUGGAGAAAGACUAAUCUUAACAGACCGCUUACCAGAAAAAAGAUAGUAAUAAACAUCUCCUCUAUUUUUUCAUUUAGUCAACAGAUGAUUUCAAAGGUUUGUUAUGUGCCAGGCUUUCUUCUAAGCACCAAGAAUAUAGUAGUAAGCAAAAAGAAAACCUUCCUUCCCUUGGUCCCCUUUGAUUCUUUUGAAGGAGACAUGGUGUAAACAUAUAUUAUAAAGUGGCUAAUAAAAAAAAAUAAGAGCAAUAAAGAAAAAAAUGUCAGA